Paramecium tetraurelia is the source of this 630-nucleotide messenger RNA. RefSeq lists its product as uncharacterized. NCBI's taxonomy places the organism in Eukaryota, Ciliophora, Oligohymenophorea, Peniculida, Parameciidae. The transcript has 2 exons. The record is from RefSeq and is a predicted model, not a curated record.
AUGAAUUCCAAUUUGCUCAUAUACUUAUAAUUACUUUUUGUUAUCCCUAGUAAUUAUUAAUAUCCAAUUAAAUUUGCAGCAUUGCUCAUAAGAUAUAUAGAGCAAUUGUCAGAGCAAUAUUUUAACUUAAUUAAAGAGCUUAACUUUAUGAAUAAGGAAAAUAUUAAUUUAAUCGAUAAUAUAUGUAAAGAAGUGCAAUAAAAUAAAAAAAUAUUCUUUUUAGAAUUAUUUUAAAUAAAAUAAGAGUUAAUUAAAAUGGUUCUAGGGCAAGUGUUUUCUUUUUUUUCUCAGCAGGUAAUGUUUAUUUGGCUUUUGGUGUUUAUUACACCCCUUUUUGUAUUUUUGGCUAGUGUAAUGGCAAAAGGUCUACAAAUUCUUUAUCAAAUGUCAAUAAAUAGAUAAUCAUUAAUUUAUAAGUACUUGGGAGAUGUAAGUUGGUUGUUCCCAUUUAAACAAAAUGAAUAAGAAUUUAAACUAGUACACAUUGUAUUAUUGGCAGUGCUAAUUGGUUUAGUUUCAUUAAUUAUUCUUGGAGGAGUAAUGUUAUAAAAUUAGACGGAAAAACAGAGAAUAAUUGAAAAAAAGGAAAGGAAAGAAGAAAAAACUAAAAAAAAAGUGGUUAGCGAAUGA